GUACAUUCCCGUGUGUGUCAACACGCAGCAGCGAUACAGGACACACACACGCUGUGAGGAGCUUGGACUGCCCUCGGCCUCACCUUGGGGAGUUUACCUGUCCGAGAUAUAUGCCUCUAACCGCAAGCCUCGAAUCGCUGUGUUGACACGUUGAGUUACCAAUGGGCAUUAUAACGUGCAAGAAUCUUCGACUCUCCAGCCACGAUCCGCAUUGAUUUGUAAAACAAAGAGAGGCUAUUAUCUGACGGGAGGUCCGCGCGACCGUGACGUCACGAGGCAAGCAGACGACAAAUUGACUGACACACGACUCUCUCUCACCCGCCUGUGACGAUGCAGUGGCGUGAACUAGAGCGGGCUAUUGCCGACAAGAAGACCGGCAGUCUGACAACAUGGCACGCCACAUACAUCGUGUGGCUCACUCUAGCCAUGCUGAUUAUCAGCAGUCAUCUGUUCUUCAUCGUCCUCAUCCUUGCCAAGCGGACACUUCGCAUACAGCUCAAGAACCUCCUGAUUGUCAACAUCUGCUUGGUUAACCUCAUGAUGGGUGGGUUUAUCAUGCCAACCGUCAUCCACCUCAUUCUGGACAGCUCGGAGGAUGAAUGUAUUCUACGAAUGACAGUGAGAGCCCUGAAUGACUACCUACAGCCUGCACUGUCCGUCCUGACCGCCAUUGCACUGGUCAUAGACCGGUUCCUGUUCAUCAUGCAAAAGCCAAUCACGACUAAGUGGCUGAGGAUUGUUGUUGCUGUUGUGCUGAUGAUAGCGCCGUGGGUUAUUGGUGUCAUCCUUGCUGUUCCUUUGUUCUUUAAGUCCUUCGAGAUGGGAGACCCAGAGAUGGGCUGUGUGCAGGAGGUUAACCUCUGGAACAUCGUCUGCGCCCAUGUCGUUUGCUUUGUGCUCCCUUCAAUCCCACUGUUCGUUCUAGCAACGCUGUCCGGCCUGUGCAGCACGAACAAGAAGAAGAAACCACCCAAGGAAUCGAUGUAUGACUGCCGAGAUAAGCCUAUAUCAUUCAAAGGAGAGUCAAUCAAAGUGGUUGUGCUUGUGUGCUUCAUGACCAUCUUCCCAGAGGUACCCUACUUCGUUAUCAGCCUCCUCAGGUACACAACGGCCUGCGACCAGCCCUACUGCCUCGACUUCUUCCAGGCACUCAAGGUGUCAGUGUGGCUGAGGGCUGCCAAAGCGCUUGUGUUCCCCUUCAUCUGGUUGUGGUUCACCGACAUCAAGUCCGCCAUCAUCUGUCGGCCAACCGGUGCGGUGGAUGAAGAUGACGACGUCUCCGACGACCAACCCACGGAUAUGUCUCAACAGGAUACCAUGUUGCUGCGGUACAGGUGAAGAGGUGUAAGAUGGCGACACAGGUCGAGAUAGUACAAUAACAACUACCCGCCAUGUGUCCACCAACUGAUGGUCAUAGGACUUCAGCUGGUUCUCACUGCUGUGAACAUUGAGUGAUUUGAACAUUACACACUUACAGAGUGCCACCCCCAACAACAAGGACAUUGUAAUGGGGGCGUUUUCGUCACACUGUUUUCAUAACAAGACAGAACGCUUGACAUUUCAAACUGCAUGAAGCCCUGCUUUUCUAAAGCUGGGGAUAGGUGUUGCUGCUUUGCUCAAUGUCGCUUAACAUUACGUCGUUUCCCCUCCAUCAAUCACUUGUUCUCACAGGUGGGAGUAGCUCAUGUGAUAUUCCUCAUCUAGUACACAUUUCUAAACAUUAUUUUUUCUUUUGAAGAAAUGGAGCGACCAAGAACUGAUUUUGCCCAGUGUUUGCUUUGUACAUGUUGACACGGUCUAUGUAAGACAGUUAUCUCUCUAUAUAUCAUUCAAUAUAUUUCAUCCUUUUCAUUUCACAAAACAUAUUCAACCUUGACCAUUUAUUGCAAAUUCUCACUGAUGUGUCUUUCAGUACUUACUGGCCAACAUACUAAAGAAGGCCCCUGUGAUCCUUUGUUUACCUUUGACACACAUAGUUCUAGUUAGAGGCCGGCUCUUCCUUUUCCCUCCUUCGUGCUCUGAGAUCAGUAUAUACCUUUUUAUGAUCUAGUCAGUCUGUUGGUAGAUGUUAGAAUAUACACUCUGUGUUUUCAGAGGUCUGUGGGUGUCAGUCAUAGAAGCAUUAUUGUACACGAUGGUGUAGAAGUACAUCACAUAGGGGAAGUGUAUUGAUAACAUUAGCAUAGAUAAAGAAACAUGUAUUAUAGUUGAUAGAUCUAUAGUGUAGACGAGUUUAACCGUUUUGGAUACCGAGCAGGUUGAUUAUAGCUUCUGUGACUUUGGUGCACUGACUAGAUCGGAAUAAAAUGUCUCUCCGGGAAAAUCAAAAGUAUAGAAAACAAACAUAUCAUUCCCAUGGUUGUAUACAACGUAAUACACCAACACGACCGAUGGGAAGAGAUACUUGAGUGGACUUGAGUAUAUUUUGCAUGAUGAAAGUACAUAUGGUUAAAUGGCUAUGAUAUCUUCUAUUCAUGAGGGUAAGAACAUUUUUCGCCAGCUCGUUAUUAGCAUCACAUCAGUUACGCCGCUUUGCCGGAAUAACUGAUGCCUGAUGCGGGGAUAUUUUCGCAAGAAUGUUAAUCGCUGGAAAAUGACAGUCGCCUGUCCUAGCCGUCUAACUGGUGCUGCAGAAGCCAACUGCGUGCAUUGAACUACACAGGAGAGUCAUCCGUCACUGUCAGGAAUGUAAAUACUGUAUAUAUAUAAGCAUACCUUGCAGCAGUAAACCGCCAGUAGGUUUGCUCUAGAUCCUAGGUCAUAUCGUACUCAAUCUGUCAAAUCAAAUAACUCGUCUCGCUAGAUUAGAAGAAAUAAAACGCCAUUAUAUGCCUCUAGCAAUGAUUUGAUCAAGUUAGACUGGCUUCUAUGAUGGUGUCAAAUGUUUCGAACCUUUGUAAUGGACACUUUCAUAAGGGCACACCUAUACAAUGUAACAUGUCAGAAAUGGAUAUUUAUCUUGUGAUGUGUAUUCUAGUCCAGAUAAGAGAUGUAUGUCACCGUUGGACUGACAAUCCUACGUUGUAGAUAUCCACAUGUUGUGUUAAAGUGCACAAUCAUUACGUGUUUUUUUUAUUGAACAGAUGCUUUGCUUAUCGAGCUGCACAUUAAUUCCAGCCGGUUAAGAUUUUUCUUUUUGAAAUAAAAGAGCAACUAUA
Messenger RNA from Haliotis rubra (blacklip abalone), 3158 nucleotides. RefSeq lists its product as uncharacterized. The record is from RefSeq and is a predicted model, not a curated record. Bases 331 to 1338 code for a protein of 335 amino acids. Gene Ontology annotation, cellular component: membrane. Lineage: Eukaryota; Metazoa; Mollusca; Gastropoda; Lepetellida; Haliotidae. The transcript has 2 exons. Gene Ontology annotation, biological process: G protein-coupled receptor signaling pathway. Gene Ontology annotation, molecular function: G protein-coupled receptor activity.